This is a messenger RNA of Peromyscus californicus insignis, 540 nucleotides long. RefSeq names its product transcription factor 21 (gene Tcf21). The transcript is spliced from 2 exons. The record is from RefSeq and is a predicted model, not a curated record. Gene Ontology annotation, biological process: regulation of transcription by RNA polymerase II; developmental process. The coding region runs from base 1 to 540 and encodes 179 amino acids. NCBI's taxonomy places the organism in Eukaryota, Metazoa, Chordata, Mammalia, Rodentia, Cricetidae. Gene Ontology annotation, molecular function: DNA-binding transcription factor activity, RNA polymerase II-specific; protein dimerization activity; RNA polymerase II transcription regulatory region sequence-specific DNA binding.
AUGUCCACUGGCUCCCUCAGCGAUGUAGAAGACCUUCAAGAAGUGGAGAUGCUGGAAUGUGACGCCCUGAAAGUGGACUCCAACAAGGAGUUUGUGACUUCCAACGAGAGCACGGAGGAGGGCUCCAACUGCGAGAACGGGUCUCCACAGAAGGGUCGCGGCGGCCUGGGCAAGAGGAGGAAGGCGCCCACCAAGAAGAGCCCGUUGAGCGGGGUCAGCCAGGAGGGGAAGCAGGUCCAGCGCAACGCUGCCAACGCGCGCGAACGGGCCCGCAUGCGGGUGCUGAGCAAGGCCUUCUCCAGGCUCAAGACCACCCUGCCCUGGGUGCCCCCGGACACCAAGCUCUCCAAGCUGGACACGCUCAGGUUGGCGUCCAGCUACAUCGCGCACUUGAGGCAGAUCCUGGCCAACGACAAGUACGAGAACGGUUACAUUCACCCAGUCAACCUGACGUGGCCCUUUAUGGUGGCCGGCAAACCCGAGAGUGACUUGAAGGAAGUGGUGACCGCCAGCCGCUUGUGUGGAACCACUGCGUCCUGA